Molecule: messenger RNA, 2112 nt
Organism: Chenopodium quinoa (quinoa)
Lineage: Eukaryota; Viridiplantae; Streptophyta; Magnoliopsida; Caryophyllales; Amaranthaceae
Exons: 5
Coding region: 1-2112 (703 amino acids)
Source: RefSeq, a predicted model, not a curated record
AUGAAAAUGAAUGGUGUUACAGAUGAUGCUAUUAAACUACGCCUUUUCCCUUUCUCAAUAAGGGAUAGGGCAAAGGAGUGGUUGAGAGAUGAAGGCACUGGCUCGUUCGAUACAUGGGACAAGCUAGUGAAAGCCUUCUUAGUAAAGUUUCUAGGACAGGAGAAGACUGCUAGGUUGAGAAACGAAUUAUCCACCUUCAAGCAGUCAGAUGAUGAGUCUUUAUAUGAGGCAUGGAGAAGAUUCAAGCGCUUACAGAGACAAUGCCCUCAUCACGGUAUCCCAGAGUGGCUGUUGAUCCAAACAUUCUACAAUGGUCUGACCCAUGAGUUUCGCAUAUACAUUGAUGCUGCAUCCGGGGGUUCUCUCAUGACUAAGAACCCAAAUGAAGCCAAGGAGCUAAUUGAGAAGAUGGCAGCCAAUGAUAAUUAUCACCCAGGGGGCAGAGAUACUGUGAAGACUAGAGGAAAAUUUGAUGUUGAUGCUUUAACUCUCUUGACAAGCCAUAUUGCUCCACAAUGUCAACCACCCUCUGAUGAAAUGUCAAUCGAGCAAGCAAAUGCCUUCUAUACUACGGCACCUAAAAGGCCGUAUGAUGCUCAUUCAAACACAUACAAUGAAGGGUGGAGAAAUCAUCAGGACUCCUCCUAUACGAACACUCAAGCUCAAUUGUAUUCUCUGCCACCACCACCUAGUUUUCAAGCAAGGGCAUCUUUUAAUCACCAACCCAUGAAUCAACAAUUACCACCGCAAACUUCAAAAUACAAUCUUGAUUCCAUCAUGGAGACUUUCACUACCUCCCUACUUCGACAGCAAGAGCUUAUGACAAAGCAAUUCGAGCUACAAGCAAAGCAAAAUGAACACUUUAAAAGCUCGAUUCAAUUGCUUAUUGGUCAAAACAAGAGGACAGAAACUCACCUUUCUCAACUUUCACAACAAGUGAGUCAUUUAUCAACUCUUCAUGAUCAAGAAAAAGUCCAAAAGGAACAAUGCAAUGCAGUUUUCUUGAGAAGAGAUGAAUCAUUUUCGAGGAAAAUAGAUGAGAAAGUGAGCAGUGUGGAGUCAAGAAAAGAUGAAAAGUGUGAGGAUGUAAAAAGCCCCAAAUAUGUUGCUCCACCAGCCUAUGAGGAACCGAUGCCCUUCCCGCAAAGGUUGUCAAAAGCCGUGCUCGAUAAACAUUUUGGGAAAUACUGCGAGACUCUCAAGAAGGUAUAUGCUUCUAUUCCUUAUUCCGAUCUUUUAAUUCAAAUGCCUCAAUUUGCAAAUUUUGUGAAUAAUAUUAAAGAUCAACAUGAGGAUAAGGAAGUAGUAAAUGAGAAAGGCUCUACUGUUUUAUGUGAUAGCCUACCACCUAAGCUGCAUAAUCCUGGUAGUUUCACUAUUCCCUGUAUGAUAAACGAAAAAUUUUUUGACAAGGUUUUGUGUGAUUUAGGUGCUAGUGUUAAUUUAAUGCCUUAUUCAUUAAAUGAAAAAUUGGGUUUGCAAAAACUUAAACCUUCCCCUACUUCUCUUCAAAUGGCUGAUAGGACUUUUAGACUCCCUAUGGGUGUGGUUGAGGAUGUAUUAGUUAAGGUUGGUGAACUUGUUUUUCUUGUUGAUUUUGUUGUUAUGGACAUGAAAGAAGACCAUAAGAUCCCGAUUAUAUUCCGUCGUCCAUUCGUUGCCACAAGUCAAGCUCUAAUAGAUGUUCCUAGGGGACAAGUGACCAUUAGGGCCCAGAAUAAACAAAAAUUUUUUGAUAAACGAGGACAAAUUCCACCCAAUGAUGUGUUUAGCUACAUGAAGAUAAGUUCGGAUACAAAGCAUGUCAAAUAUAAAGUUAAGGAGUCACUUGGAGGCAGAUAUUUUCAUGGGCAACAUCGCGGAGUUCCUUCUUCGUGUGGUGACCCAGCUGUUGUUGCACAGUUGUCUGCUCUGCCAGCUAAUGCUCUGCUGGUUGCUGGGCAGUUGCUACUGUGUUGUAUGCUGUUUGUUGAUGCUGGUUCUGGUUGUGCUGUUGUUGUCAUGCUGGAUGUGCUGUUGCUAGUUUGCUUGUUGUCCUGGCUUUCAAAGUCUGUUGGCUAUCUGCUACUUGCUGGCUGUUUACUAAUGUUGUUCCCUGCCUCUGCAUGCUGA